Molecule: messenger RNA, 2606 nt
Organism: Xyrauchen texanus (razorback sucker)
Lineage: Eukaryota; Metazoa; Chordata; Actinopteri; Cypriniformes; Catostomidae
Product: beta-taxilin-like
Exons: 10
Coding region: 173-2242 (689 amino acids)
Molecular function (GO): syntaxin binding
Source: RefSeq, a predicted model, not a curated record
GGCCCACGCUUCCAAUGGUGUUCCAAUGAGGUUAUUUUGAGGGGCUUGUGUUAUCAGCUGUUGUCUUGAGUCCUGUUGGACCCUCCUCAUUUCUCUGUUACUCUCGGCUGAAACUGUGGACUGACUUAUUGUCCUCCUUUUCCAGUUGAACUAAACAGUCGCAUAUGUGCAGAUGAUGGAGGGCAGUGGCCAGACCUCUGAAAACACCAUUGAACAAGUCAAUGGCACCGAGGAGCAGCCAACAGACCCCAUGGAGGUCUUCAGCAGGCAGCUAGAAGAUAUAAUUAACACCUAUGGCUCAGCAUCCAGCUUGAUGGAGGAGCAGAUCUCCAUCCUGGAGACUAAGGAGACAAUGGAGGGGGAGGAGGACAUAAAAGCUGAUGAAGAGGCUGCUCCCAAAGAAGCUGAAGCCAGCCAAAUGAAAGAGCAGAAGACUGAUAACAAACUCCUCAAGGGCCUGGGUAAAGAGGCCACAUCCUUAUUGCAAAGUCUGAACAAGCUCAGCUCACCAGAAGAUAAAGUGGAAAUGGUGUUGAAGAAAUACACAGAGAUGGUGGAAGAACACAGAUCUGAGAAGAAACAGCUGGAGCAGCUUCUGCAGAGGCAGGGUCUUCUGGUCAAGCAGAGAGAUCAGCUCCAGUUUGAGCACAGCCGUGCCAUCCUGGCCCGCAGCAAGCUGGAGUUGCUCUGCAGAGAGCUCCAGAGACAUAACAGCACACUGAAGGAGGAGAGUCUGCAAAGGCAGCAGGAGGAUGACUUGAAGCGGAAGGAGCUCACCACUCAUUUUCAGAGCACACUAGUGGACAUUCAGGCUCAGAUCGAGCAGCACAGCAGCCGCAACAACAAGCUGUGCCAUGAGAACAACGAGCUGGCCAACAAACUCAAGACCAUCGUAGAUCAGUACGAGCUCAGAGAGCAGAGUUUAGAGAAGAUCUUCAAGAACCGAGAUCUACAGCAGAAAUUGUCCGAUGUCAAACUGGAAGAAGCCAACAUGCUACUUAAUGAAGCCGUAGAGAAGCACAACAGAGAGAAGGAAUAUUUACUUACUCAGGCUGCUGAAUGGAAACUACAGGCUAAAGAGCUGAAAGAACAGCACACAGUCAUGCAGGCUCAGCUUGUGCUGUACUCCCAGAAGUUCGACGAAUUCCAGGUUACACUGGCAAAAAGCAAUGAAAUUUAUGCCACUUUCAAACAACAGAUGGAUAAGAUGACAAAGAAGAUGACAAAACUGGAAAAGGAGUCAAAUACAUGGAAGACAAGGUUUGAAAGCAGCAACAAAGCUCUUGUUGAUAUGAUAGAAGAGAGAUCUGAAAAGGCAAAAGAGUUUGAGCUCUUCACUUUGAAGAUUGAUCGUUUGGAGACUUUGUGCCAAGCCUUGCAGGAUGAGAGAAAAGUCCUGUACACCAAGAUUAAAGAAAUUCGUCUUCCGGAUCAGGCAGCCCCAGCACCUGCUGUGGACACGCCUCAAGAAGAUGAGUUUCCAGAGCUUGUCCAACCUUCUAUGCCAGCUCCAAAUCCUUCUCUGACCGCUGAGAUGAUGAGGUUGCGGGAAGAGCAGACACGCCUGCAGGAGUUUGCAGCCUCCUUGGUGACUCCCAUAACAGCUGACAUUGGGGAAUCGGACAGUGAGGAAGAGGAGGUAUCCGAGUCUCGACAAGAGGUACUAGCAAUUCCUGAGGUCCCACAACCUGAGCCCACCAAACAAGCAGAUAAAUCAGUAUUCAUCCAAGAGGAAACUUCUACCACUGAGGAAAACAAACCACAGGUUGUUGGAGUAAAUGAAGACAAGCCUUUGCCCACAGAGCUUGAACCAGCCCAAACUGAGACAGAAUCCAAACCUCCUCAAGAGCCUCCACAACCAGAGACCACAGAACAACAGACAGGAAAACAAAAGCCAGCCCAAGAGGAACCAAGCCAAGAACAAGUGGCAAAAAUAGAACCAAUCAAACAAGAGACCAUCAAACAAGAAUCUACUAAGCCAGAGCCUGUCAUAAAAGAAGAGGCAAUACAAGAUGAGAACAAAUUUGAAGCUGUUAAAUCUGAGCUACCUGAAGUAGACUCAACCAAACAAGAGCCCAUCAAAGAGGAGGAUGUUCAGAAAGAGGAAGCUGCUGAGGCACAGGCAGCAAAACCUAAAGCCCCAAAAUCUCAUGAGGUCAAGCCAAAGGCCAGCAAACCUCAGCCUAAAAAACAAGGUCCUGCCAAGAAGAAAGGUUCUGCUAAGGGUGUGAAGAAAAGCUAAGCCAAAUCAUACAGUGGGUACGGAAAGUAUUCAGACCCCCUUAAAUUUUUCACUCUUUGUUAUAUUGCAGCCAGUUGCUAAAAUCAUUUAAGUUCAUUUUUUUUUCCUCAUUAUUGUACACACAGCACCCCAUAUUGACAGAAAAACACAGAAUUGUUGACAUUUUUGCACAUUUAUUAAAAAAGAAAAACUGAAAUAUCAUAUGGUCCUAAGUAUUCAGUAUAUUUAUUUAAUAAAUGUGCAAAUCUAUAUUUUCUAAAUCAGUUUGUUUAAUGUAGCUGGAGUGUUUUGCUGUUAACAAGUUGCAUAUAGAAGAUGACAGACUUGUCAUAAGCCACUUUCCUUUAAGGAAGUUUACUUCAAG